Pecten maximus is the source of this 3027-nucleotide messenger RNA. RefSeq names its product rRNA 2'-O-methyltransferase fibrillarin-like. Gene Ontology annotation, molecular function: histone H2AQ104 methyltransferase activity; RNA binding; rRNA methyltransferase activity. Gene Ontology annotation, cellular component: box C/D methylation guide snoRNP complex; Cajal body; small-subunit processome. The transcript has 9 exons. Gene Ontology annotation, biological process: box C/D sno(s)RNA 3'-end processing; rRNA methylation. Lineage: Eukaryota; Metazoa; Mollusca; Bivalvia; Pectinida; Pectinidae. Bases 106 to 1110 code for a protein of 334 amino acids. The record is from RefSeq and is a predicted model, not a curated record.
UCCCCUAGUAACCGGAAGUUUUCUCGAAGAGAAUUGUGGGUAAAGCGAAUUGGAGAAACACGUGUUUGCUAAAGUUUUAAUACAGCGUGACAACACAUUAAAGAAAUGGGACGUCCUGGUUUUUCACCCGGUGGCCGAGGCUUCGGAGGAGGCCGUGGGGGCGGAGGAAGAGGACGAGGAGGAUUUGGUGACCGAGGAGGAUUUGGUGACCGAGGAGGAUUUGGUGACCGAGGAGGCAGAGGAGGAAGAGGAGGAUUUGGUGACAGAGGUGGUCGUGGGGGCCGAGGAGGUCGAGGAGGGUUUGGUGGAGGGUUUGGUGACCGUGGACGAGGGGGAAGAGGUGGAAGGGGAGCUGGAGGCCGCGGAGGUAGAGGUGGCCGAGGCGGAAUGAGGGGUGGAAGGACAGUGGUGGUAGAGCCUCACAGACAUCAGGGUGUGUUCAUUGCCCGCGGGAAGGAGGAUGCCUUAGUAACACUGAACAUGGUUCCCGGGGAGGCAGUUUACGGAGAGAAGAGAAUCAGCACAGAGAUUGGUGAGACCAAAACCGAGUACAGGACCUGGAACCCAUUCAGAUCAAAGUUGGCUGCUGCCAUUUUGGGUGGUGUUGACCAGAUACACAUGAAACCUGGCAGUAAAGUUCUUUACCUCGGAGCUGCCUCAGGAACAACUGUCAGCCAUGUGUCUGACAUCGUAGGGCCGGAAGGCUUAGUAUAUGCAGUAGAAUUCUCACACAGAAGUGGACGGGAUCUCAUCAACGUAGCCAAGAAAAGGACAAACAUCAUCCCCAUCAUAGAGGACGCCAGACAUCCUCACAAGUACAGGAUGCUAAUGGGAAUGGUAGAUGUGAUAUUUGCUGAUGUUGCCCAGCCAGACCAAGCCAGAAUUGUGGCCAUUAACGCACACAACUUCCUGAAGGACAAAGGUCAUAUCGUCAUCUCCAUCAAGGCAAACUGUAUCGACUCGACAGCGGAACCAGAGGCAGUGUUUGCUGAUGAGGUAAAUAAACUAAAGGCGGAGAAGAUUAAACCCACAGAACAGCUCACGUUGGAACCCUACGAGAGAGACCACGCCGUGGUAGUGGGCAUGUACAGACCCCCGCCUAAGAAGUGAAAAGAGCAUUGGAGUGAAAGGACUGUAUAUAUGGACAGAAGGCAGGUGUAUGAAUGUGUGCGAGUGAGAAUCACAAAGGAAUUGUGAGAUGGACCAAGGAAUGUUAUCAGAAUGUUCCUGUCGUACCGAGGAGAGAGGAAUCACCAUAGCUACUGUGUUCAUGAACGAGGUUAUAUCCCCAAUCCACUGAUGUCUGUCCCAGUGUUUGUCCUGGAAUAAUGGUGGAUUCUAUUAUCUUACCGAGUUUCUGAAUUCUCCACUUCCUGUCCUGGACUUUUGAGUACAGUUAUGUAAUAGAGGACUCCGUCAUCCAAGUUUUCCACUUCCUGUUCAGAACUUUGUAGAGGAGUUUCAGAGAAUGACAUUGUUCUCUGCUUGCUAUCCUGGACUUUUAUUACAAUUCUAAUUUUACAGAGCUACUUCAACUUAUUGUAGCUCAAAGUGUAGAUGUUCUUAACUAGACAUCUUUGAUUGUGAUCCUUGAGCAGUGAAUUUGACAUGUUACUGCAGAUCUGUCGUAACUUGUACACCUUAAAUUUUGCCCCUGACAGAAUUCAAGUUAGUAGUUCUGAUUAUCAGAAAAUAUUAAAGAUUACAAAAAUUAAUUUUCUCAUAUAUAUUAAUAAGUUGCAGAUGAAAUGGUCUGUAUGUGUAUUUUACAACAUAAAAUAUUGUACCAUGCCCUAUUAAAAAAAAUCCAGGAAGAAUAUUAAUUGCUACCACAAAAAUUCUCACCAGUCAAAGUGUUCCAGUAGUACAAAGGUGUUACUGUACUAGCAUUCUCAAUUGUUUAUUAUUACUUCUUUUUAAUGAUAAUUGCAAGACUAAACAAACAUUUGUAUGUUAUAUACUUGUUUUAUUGUUAAUGUGUUCAUUGUUUUACAAUACAAUAUUGAAUACAAAUAUAUUUACAGUAUAAUAUUGUACAGCUAUCAACAUGUAGCCGAGGUUGAUAUAGGUAUUCAUUAACCUAAAGAUUGUGAUAUUUACCAAGGUUAUAAUGAUAUUCUACGGUUUAUAUGAUAAUCCAAGGUUAAUAAAUUUCUAUAUUCACCAAAGUAAAUGACAAUAAUGUUUAUUAUAUGACCAAUGAAAAGGAAUCACUGUUGCAUUUUAAAGGAAAAAUUCAAAAUUUGUGGUACCAUUUCUCAUGGUGUACUCGCUUGAUGGGCAGUAUUCUAUCACAUUGUCACAUAAUAAAGUCUAUUAAGUUUCAUAAUAUUUACUCAUUUGAUAUGUCUGGAAAAUUUCACAGAAGCAAUUAAAUUUUAUCAUAUAACAAGCUGUUGUUGUGUCUAUAAUGAUAUGUUUGGUAUAGGUGUCUUUUACACAAGGUGAUAGUUAAGGGUAAGAAUUUGUGUAAUAUGCUGAUUCAGGGCCUCAAUGUCUUCCACGGAGAUAUGAGAACCAACCUGUGACUAGGAGUUAUAAUGGACCACAACAGACUAUUUAAACCAAGCAAUACAAUGUACCUUUGUCCAAACAGAAGGAUUUUAAAAUUGUACAUCUAAACACCCUAUCGCGGUGCCACCUCUCAUCAGAACAAUUGUUCUCAAAAUUCUUUGCCAAGAAAUGGUUGAAACCAAAUUCGGACAAAAAAUUGGAACACAAAGUACAACUGAACAUCAGUGUGAUGAAAACAAAAAUACACAAUUGUAGGAAAGAGACACGGCUCCCAAAAACCACUCCAGUAUCAAGUUAACACAUAAGCAGUUAACCUGUGUGACUUUGUACAAGAUACUAAAUUGUACACAGGAUACUAAAUGUUACGUACAGGUUACUAAAUUGUAGUGUUGGGUAAUCGGUUGAACACGGCAACCGAUGAUCGGUUGUAAUCGGAUGAUCUCUGUAACCGAUUAUACGAUUAUUAUUGGUUGGUAUUGAUUAGUCUGUUUGAAAUAAAAAAUGUAAACAAAA